Messenger RNA from Magallana angulata, 3756 nucleotides. Its product is annotated as trafficking protein particle complex subunit 11-like. The record is from RefSeq and is a predicted model, not a curated record. Bases 117 to 3479 code for a protein of 1120 amino acids. The transcript is spliced from 29 exons. NCBI's taxonomy places the organism in Eukaryota, Metazoa, Mollusca, Bivalvia, Ostreida, Ostreidae.
UUUUUCUAAACCAAUUUACUUCCGGUACAAAUGACAAGACGAUGGCAUUAAAUUAAAGAUUUAAAUACUUGAAUUUUGUGCAUUAAAAGGUAUUGUGAUUCAAAGACCAACUCAUCAUGUCUUGGGCGAGUGAGCUUCCCGUGGAACUACAGCGGCGCCCCACUGGUCUGGUGGGUUUGACUGGACUGGACGUCACAUACAAUGCCAUUCACAAACUCAUCUGGGACUCCUUCUAUAACAACCGGAGAUCUGACAGAGUUCCGCUGCAGUUCAAGGUCUUUGCUGGGGAUCACGAGUAUCCCAAAUGUAGAACAAACAAGAGACAGUCCUAUGAGUGGUACAUUCCUAAGGGGAUCCUGAAGUCUGGUUGGAUGAACAAGCACCUGACCAUGGUUCCGGCUGUGGUUGUUGUCUUCUUUGACCUUGACUGGGAUGAACCGCUGUGGAAAGAAAAACAGAUGGAAUGUGCCACAAGAGUUGAAAUAGUCAGGAACAGUUUACAGGGACGAGGAACAAAGGUAGCAGUAGUCCUGAUUCAGAAGAACGCUCCCCUGCCCCCUGGGGAGGAUAUGGUGGCGGCGGAGCGAGCGGCUUCUCUGUGUAGUGCCUGUGAUUUGUCGGCCAAGCAGCUGUAUGUGUUACCCCACACCGACCACCUGAUAGGCUACACCAUCAGGCUAGAGAAUGCAUUUUAUGAGCUCGCCCAGAGUUAUUACCACGCAGAAGCUCGGAAAGUGAAAUCUCACCGAGACUUCCUGAAUAAGACUACGCACCAGCUCCUGUUUGUCAGACAUCAGUUCAAAAUCGCGUUCUUCAAUGAGUUAAAACAGGACAGCCACACAGCCUUGAAACACUACAAACAGGCAUACGGACAUCUUCUGGACCUGAGGAUGCAUGACACAAACCUCCUGGAGAUAAAGACCAUCGCGGGCUUCAUCAGUUACAAGAUCUGCCGACUGUCUUUCCAACACACCGCUCCAUUGGACGCUAUAGCCCAGUUCAGGAAGCACAUUGAUUUCUUCAAGUCACGAGUCGGAUGUCCAGAGCUAGCUUUUGAACACAGUGCAUGGAUGUCUAAACAGUUCCAGGUGUUUGGGGAUCUUUUUGAUGAGGCCAUUAAGCUAGGAUUGACUGCCAUUCAGACCCAGCACCCAGGGUUCUAUUACCAGCAGGCCGCUAACCACUCCAUCAGCCGGAAACAGCUCUGUCGCGGCCUCUGUAAGCCUCUGACACAGGUGUUUCAGCCUGAUCCUUUGGAAAGCCUCAAUCACCUGGACUUCUACGGCCAGAGACCGUGGAGGCAGGGACACCAGAGCAUUGAACCUCCAGAUGUGCAGCGGGAGAAGGAAGGCAUCAUGGCACUACAGAGUCUGGAGGUGACCGUCGACCACUCAUGGCUGAUCAUUCCCUUACUCAGCAGUGCAGUCGCUCAGUUCAAGAAAUACAAAUCCCCUCGCAUGAAGCGGUUCCUAAUGGUUCAGAUGGGAGAGGAGUACUACCAUGCCAAAGACUACAACAAGGCGCUCAUGUUGUUAAACAAAGUGACCUGGGACUACCGCGGUGAGCGAUGGUGGCCACUGUUGACCUCGAUUCUAGACAUCUCCCUGAAGUGUGCCUAUCUGACGGCCAAGGUCCAGGAAUACGUGUCUGCCUGCCUAGAGCUGGCCGGUCCCUAUGUCAAACUGAACAAUGAAGAGAAAACAAGAAUCCAGAUGAACCUGACCAGGAUAAUGAGUAACGACCAGCCUGAGCCCGAGCCUGGACUGGAGCCGAGCUGUGUAGAGAACGCCCGACUUCUGUGGCAGACAUCCCUCGAGUCUCCCUGUGUGUUCACCAUGGACGUACAAAACUUUGUUCCCUUCGUGGAGUACAAAGCCAUGUUUUCAUCAGAGACAUGUGGUGCUGACCAGGAAGUGGAGCUUCAAGUCUACAUCAGGGUGAACUGCCAGUUUCCCAUCAGGUUCUCUAAGCUCUCUGUGCAGUUAAACAACGCGAUCUACAACGACUACUGCCGGGUGACGGACGGACACGGAAUCUUGGCGGCCUCCGACGGUGACUUCACCGACAAAGACUUGUACCUUGUCCCCGGGAAAACCAAGCUCUACACAUUCACGUUUCUACCUGUCAAGGACGACAUCAAUUCUCAAAUUGAGGUAACCUCUAUGGUGUUGGAGCUGGGGUCAGAGACGGGCCGUUGUGCCCUGCUGAGGUGGAUGGGAGGGGGUGGGGAUGCCCUACUCACCCCCUUUAUCUCUCCACAGGUGAUUAGCAAACCCCAGAUAAAGCAUGGCGAGAUACAAUGGAACAGUGUUGGCGUCCGACCCAAAACCAAGGUCCUGCCAAGGACAGCGAAGGUUGACCUUGACCUUUGUCAUCAACCGCCAUGUCUGUUGAAUGAGUUCUACUUCCUGUCGUUGACUGUAAACAAUAAAGAGGACGUAGACAUCAGCAAUGUCAGGUUGUCUUUUGGUGUGAAGGAGGAUUCAUCUACAAAUAUGGCAGACCAAUUAAUUCAAGUUUGUCUGGAUACACCAAACCUCGGUGAUAAAACCGUCAACAGAAUCAGUGACAUUGAUGUCGGCACUAUUCCUAAGGGGGGACAGUGUACCAAAAAAUUGUACAUUAAGAAUCUACACACAGGGACAAGGAUCGUCUUUUUUAAGGUGGAGUAUGAGGUGUCCAUCCCCAGUAGACAGGGCACCAUGACCUGCUCCUGUCAGAAGGAGGAGGAACUCUCUCUCAACACGGUGAACCCCUUUGAGGUCUCAGUCAAACUCCUGUCCAUGAAGUUUGAGGCCCUGGAUAUGGUACAGAUUCACGAGCCAUUCUUGUUGAGUCCAGAACUAAACUGUACGUCUCCCUGGACCAUCCAGAUGUCAGCCAGUCGACUCCGCCUGGCCACGAAUGUCUGCCAUGUUGACAAGGAUGUGACAUCACAGCUACAGGGAGUGUCAUUGAACAAGUCGGAGUGCGCCUCUGAGUGCUUCUGUCUGAGGACCAUUAACCCCGCCCCUACAGCUGUUUCCUUGGGAACAUAUGCUGUGUCAUGGAGACGUAAAACAGAUGAGGACAUUCCCUAUGUAGACACCAUAUUCCCGCUGCCCUCCGUGGAUACAGAGUUCAUUCCCUUGUCAGUAGAUCUGCGCCUGCCGGCCUUUGGCGGGGUCAAGUCCCUACUACCCCUUUCCUACAUCUUCCAGAACCGCACCCCUUACCCACAGGAACUGGAGGUUGCUAUGGACACCAAUGAUUGCUUCAUGUUCUCUGGGAAUAAACAAUUCCACUUCCGAGUCUUGCCUGGUGUUCCCUAUGAACUGAAGUACAACUUGUUUCCUCUGGUGGCGGGGCAUGUGAACCUACCAAAGCUCAACUUUACCCUGAUUGGCUACCCCGAUCCCAUCGACCCAGUUCUACAGAAAAUGUUACCCACUCAUAUUUUCAUCAAGCCCUGCGGCAAAGUGCUAUCCCAAGGAACGUGAAGACCUACACAGCCGAACCUGAUGUGAUCAGGCUUAUCAUGUGAACAUGUUUACAUCUUAUCCAGUAAUCGUUAUUCCACAUCAUUGUGUACAAACUGUGUUGUGUGAAGUGUCGUCUGUCUUACGUGUACUUAAUGUACAGGACAGUCCUCCUUGUGAAGUUAUUACUGAUCUGUGAGGUACAUGUUUGUGUUUAGUGCUGACUCUUUUUAUUUAAUAGCAUCAAAUUUAUUUACAUUUGUUCUGUGAUGAAAUAGCAUUAAAAUGUGCAAUAAGA